AUGCCAGGUAACACAACUGCCAACCUGACCUCUACAAGUGUGACCUUUGUUCGUCCUGCAACAUUCUUCAUCAGUGGCUUUUCUAAUCUCCCACAUGCAAAAUACUACUAUGUGUUCUUGUGUUUUGUCUAUUUUGUGACUGUUUUAGGAAAUUCAUUUAUCAUGUGUGUCAUUUAUUUGUCCCGCAGACUUCACACAGCCAAAUACAUUGCUGUCUUUCAUCUGGCUUUUUCUGAUCUCUGUGGAAGCUCAGCUGUGAUUACAAAACUUAUAGACAUGUUUUUAUUUGGUCACCAGGAGAUUUCGUAUGAAGCAUGCUUGAUGAAUAUGUUUUUUGUAUUUCAUUUAAUGAAUUUACAAUCAAUGUCAUUACUCGUCUUGGCUUAUGACAGAUUAGUUGCUAUUUGUUUUCCUCUAAAGUACCAUGCAAUCAUUACAAAAAAAUCUAUAUCACUCAUUUUAGGCAAUAUGUGGCUUUUUUCUAUUAUUUUUUUUGCUACACUUGCGGGUUUAGUAAACAGACUGUCUUUUUGUAGAUCAACUGUGGUCAGUAGCCAUUUCUGUGAUCACGGCCCUGUUAUCAGCCUUUCUUGUAAUAGUAAUUUUAUAAAUUAUCUCAUGGCAUAUAUUUCAUUUGGCCUUCUUAUUUGCAUGCCUAUGGUACUGAUAACCAUCUCAUACUGUUGCAUUGCUGCGGCUUUAUUUAAGAUUGCUCAUGGCGCUGAUCGAAUCAAAGCUAUGAAAACCUGCACCUCGCAUCUCAUGCUAGUGGCAAUUUUAUAUCUCCCGAUUUUAAGUUUAAAUAUUAAAUCCAUUGCAGUAUCUAUUGAUCCAAACUCUCGGAUAAUUAACAAUUCUCUAACGCAAAUACUACCACCUAUGCUGAAUCCCAUUAUAUACACUCUAAAGACAGAAGAGGUCAUGCAAGCCAUAAAAGAAAUGUACCGACGCCGUCGAAAGGUGAACACUAUUAUGGAACAAAAUGUGAAACUGAGAAAAUAA
Molecule: messenger RNA, 1002 nt
Organism: Danio aesculapii
Lineage: Eukaryota; Metazoa; Chordata; Actinopteri; Cypriniformes; Danionidae
Gene: or42a9
Product: odorant receptor, family 42, subfamily A, member 9
Exons: 2
Coding region: 1-1002 (333 amino acids)
Biological process (GO): G protein-coupled receptor signaling pathway
Cellular component (GO): membrane
Molecular function (GO): olfactory receptor activity; G protein-coupled receptor activity
Source: RefSeq, a predicted model, not a curated record